Messenger RNA from Selaginella moellendorffii, 819 nucleotides. RefSeq names its product pentatricopeptide repeat-containing protein At1g11290, chloroplastic-like. The record is from RefSeq and is a predicted model, not a curated record. Gene Ontology annotation, biological process: RNA modification. The transcript has 4 exons. The coding region runs from base 1 to 819 and encodes 272 amino acids. NCBI's taxonomy places the organism in Eukaryota, Viridiplantae, Streptophyta, Lycopodiopsida, Selaginellales, Selaginellaceae. Gene Ontology annotation, molecular function: RNA binding; protein binding.
AUGAGCCCAAAUCUCACAAGCACUCUUAUGAUGCAAACGCAUCAUAAGGGCAUCUGCAAGCUUAGAAAGAAUCAAUCCUUUUGCUCGAGAUUCCUUCUUCUCCAGCACAGCUUGUUCCCAGGAUCCUGUUGUCAAGCUGCUGCAAUAGAGGCACGAAUUGCCUCUUCAUCCACGACUUCUCCUUCCACUGAAGUUGAAGCUCCCAACGCAGCAGGGGCUUGCGCAUAUGGGCAUCUGCAGCGAUUGUCGGUGGUGAAACGAUUUCCCCAUCUGCAGCACACGCAUCACUUUCUUGGACCAGGUGUUGAACCCUCUCCUCCCAUCAAAGGCAGUGACUCCCUGGAGAUUCAGAGCUGUGGGCUGGAAGAGGAUGUUCCAGUGGCAACUUGCUUGGUGGAUUUUUACGGGAGAUGUGGAAGCAUGGAAGCUGCGAAGAUGGUUUUCAACUCGAUAUCUGCGAGGGAUUUGUGCAGCUGGAAUGCGCUUCUGAGUGGCUACAGCCAGACGGGGGAUUGGAAGCGGAGUUUGGAGAUGUUUGAGCGUAUGAAGGAGAAGGCAGGAGUCGUCCCCAACGAGAUCACGCUCACGCAUCUUCUUUCGGCUUGCAAUCACGGGGCUGACUCGCAAAGGCAAGGAGUUCCUGGAGGAGAUGCAGAACAAUGGAAGAAUGUGGAGGUGGGGAAGAUCGCGUAUGAGAGAUUGGUGGAGCUGGAUGAGAAGGAUCCGACGUCUUACGUGCUCAUGGCCAACAUCUUUGGAAGCGUGGGAAUGGUGGAAGAACGCGAUCGGGUUAAGAUUGUGUGCGAGGUGAAUCUGUGA